UUUUGGAUUUCGAUCAGCCACUGUUUCUGAACUGCAAAACAAAAGUCAUGGUGAGAAUAAUAUGCAGCAGUGUUCUCAAAUUCUCAAAACCCAAGUUUUGGUGGGGGACGCAGAGUUCUUCAAGCCGUUGCUUCAGUUCACGAGCCCAGUCUCAUAAUCACAUCACAAAGAUGGUCACUUCGUCUCUUCAAAACGUCUCGACACGACACACUUGUCAAAACCGGAGCUUUCUUCUUCAAUGCAGAAGAGUUUCUUCCAAUGCUCAAAUGUCUCCGACGAUUGAGACAUUUGACGCUUUGUGUGAAGAAGGGAGAUGUAGAGAAGCCAUUGAAGUUGUUGAGAGAUUGGAGGAUGAGGGAUGUGUAGUGGAUUUGCCAAGGCUUUUAGGUUUAGCUAAACUAUGUGGUCAAGCAGAGGCUUUGGAAGAAGCUAGGGUUGUUCAUGACUGCAUCACUCCUUUAGAUGUUAGAUCUUACAACACGCUGAUCGAAAUGUAUUCUGGUUGUGGAUCCACUGAUGACGCUUUGAAUGUGUUCGACGAAAUGCCUGAGAGGGAUACAGAGACUUGGUGUGUUAUGAUGAGGUGCUUAGCCAAGAACGGAAAAGGUGAACAGGCAAUCGAUAUGUUUACAAGUUUCAAAGCAGAAGGGAACAUACCCGACAAGGAGAUAUUCAAAGCGGUCUUCUUUGUGUGUGUUUCAUUAGGAGACAUUAACGAGGGGUUAUUGCAUUUUGAGUCUAUGUACAGAGACUAUGGUAUCGUUCCUUCCAUGGAAGACUAUGUGAGCGUAACCGAGAUGUUGGCAGCUUGUGGUCAUUUGGAUGAGGCAUUAGAGUUUGUUGAAAGGAUGGCAGUGGAACCGAGCUUCGAAGUGUGUGAGACUCUGAUGAAUCUUGCUUGGGUUCAUGGAGAGUUAGACCUAGGAGAUAGGUUUGCAGAGUUAGCCAAGAAGUUAGAUGCCACAAGAAUGAAGAAAGAGUCAAAUGCAGGUCUUGUAGCAGCAAAAGCAUCAGACUCUGCAAAGGAGAAAAUAAAGGAAAUUCGACGUCGUUGGAUGAUAAGAGAAGAGAAAACACGCAUGCUUUCUUUUAAAGCAGGAGAUACUACUUCACAUCCACAGAGUGACAAAAUCGUUGCUGCAUUGAGGAGUUUAAAAGUGCAAAUGCUAGAUAUGGGUUUUGUCCCUGCCACAAAGGUUCUUUAUUGGGAAGCAUUGCUAGAAGAGGAAAAAGAGGAAAAACUUCUUUUUGGAAGCCACAAGCUCGCCGUUGCUUGCGGGAUCCUUAGCUCACCUGCUCGGAAAUCAUUCACUGUUAUGAAAAACCUGCGAACCUGUGUUGAUAGCCACAAUACACUUAAGAUGAUCUCAGAGAUCACCGGCAGAGAAAUCAUAGCGCGUGAUAAAUGUAGAUUCCACCAUUACAAAAACGGGGGCUGCUCCUGCCAAGAUUACUGGUAAGCUCUAUGGUUCUUCGAAUCCUAUCAUCGUCUUUUAGCAACUUUCUACAAUAUGACUAAAUGUUUUUCUUUCCUAGUUCACGAUGGUAUAUAUAUGUUAGUUGGAAAAUAAGUUCAAUUGUUAACGUUUCAAUCGAUCAGUACUAUGAAUACUCCACAAAAUGGUUUGUUAUUGUAACAUGGUGACUUUGCCAUUUUACUAAUUUUAUUUUCAGUUUGAGAA
Messenger RNA from Capsella rubella, 1682 nucleotides. RefSeq names its product pentatricopeptide repeat-containing protein At2g34370, mitochondrial. The transcript has a single exon. Gene Ontology annotation, molecular function: zinc ion binding; RNA binding; protein binding. The record is from RefSeq and is a predicted model, not a curated record. Gene Ontology annotation, biological process: RNA modification. NCBI's taxonomy places the organism in Eukaryota, Viridiplantae, Streptophyta, Magnoliopsida, Brassicales, Brassicaceae. Bases 48 to 1460 code for a protein of 470 amino acids.